This is a messenger RNA of Uranotaenia lowii, 766 nucleotides long. RefSeq names its product DNA replication complex GINS protein PSF1-like. Gene Ontology annotation, biological process: DNA strand elongation involved in mitotic DNA replication; DNA replication. The record is from RefSeq and is a predicted model, not a curated record. Gene Ontology annotation, cellular component: GINS complex. Bases 91 to 681 code for a protein of 196 amino acids. The transcript is spliced from 3 exons. NCBI's taxonomy places the organism in Eukaryota, Metazoa, Arthropoda, Insecta, Diptera, Culicidae.
AAAAAUUUGCGCGCGCGUUUAUAACCCGAUGUAAAUAAACUUCGUUCAGCUGAAUGCAUAAAAAGUUUUCAAAAUUAUUGCUUUUUAAUCAUGUCCUCGUCAGACAAAGCUUUUGAACUGGUUCGGGAGUUGACGAGAACGACGGAAACCAUACCACCUUUUAAUGAUGAUGGAGUGCGAUCAGUUCUCGAGGACAUCAACCAAAUCUAUCAGGAAAACUACAGUGCAGCUAUGUCGUACAAUCAAACGAGCGACCGUAAAUACCUGCCUCUGGUAAUGUACCGGCACAAGCUGAUCCAGCGGCAGAAACGUUGCGUAAUGGUGUAUCUGUACAAUCGGAUCCAGAAGCUAAAGAAGGUCCGUUGGCAUCUCGGCGCCACCUUGCCUGCUGACAUCAAGGCCAAUUUGAACGAACCGGAGCUGCAGUGGUUCAACAACUAUUCCCGCAUCCUGGCCAACUACAUGAUGACGAUCGGGGACGAUGGCCAGGGUCUCAAUCUGACCAACGAUAUCAAACCGCCAAAAUCGCUGUUCAUCGAAGUUCGCUGCCUCACGGAUUACGGUAAGUUCGAACUCGAAAGCGGUGAAAUUGUGUUGCUUAAGAAAAACAGCCAACACUACCUUCCAAAACUCCAAUGCGAGGCCCUCAUCCGGCAGGGAAUUUUGCAGCACAUCGUUUAGGUUGUAAGAUAUUCCAAUUUUCCCCCAUAGAAACCGAAAGGAUGAGAAAUGAAUUUACAGCAAAUAAAGUUAUUCAAAAUGGUAA